UGCCAGGCUUCCUGGGAGGGACAGUUCUUCUUUCUGUGGGGACACUGAAGUGACACCCUUGACGAGAAAAAUCCGCCUCAGACUGCCAACAGCCUGUGGGUCUCUCUGUCUGGAGGGCACCCAGGUCUUCUCCAUUCUCACAGCCUGGACUGCAGGGAGGAGACGCCAUGGCCCCCACCCUCCCUGCCUUGCUCUGCCUCGGGCUGAGUGUGGGCCUGAGGACCCAGGUGCAGGCCGGGACCUUCCGCAAACCCAUCAUCUGGGCUGAGCCCAGCUCUGUGGUCCCCUCGGGGAGCCCCGUGACCAUCUGGUGUCAAGGGCCCCUGCAUGCCAAAAGCUUCAGCCUGAAAAAAGAGGGCAGCUCAGCCCCCUGGAACAUACAUCCGCCACUAGAGCCCUGGGACAAAGCCAGCUUCUCCAUCAGGCACGUCACAGAGCAGCAGGCAGGGAGAUACCACUGUUCCCACUUCAUCGGAGUUAACUGGUCAGAGCCCAGCGAGACCCUGGAGCUGCUGGUGGCAGGACGGCUCGGAGACAGACCCUCCCUCUCGGUGCGGCCGGGCCUCUCGGUGGCCCAGGGGGAGACUGUGACCCUGCUGUGUCAGUCAGGAAACAGGACGGACACUUUCCUUCUGUCCAAGGAGGGGGCAGCCCAUCGCCCCAUGCGUCUGCGCUCCCAGGACCAAGACGGGCGGUACCAGGCCGAGUUCUCCUUGAACCCUGUGACCUCAGCCCACGGGGGCACCUACAGGUGCUACCGCUCACUCAGCACAGACCCCUACCUGCUGUCACAGCCCAGUGAACCCCUGGCGCUCGUGGUCUCAGACUACACGGUGCAGAAUCUCAUCCGGGUGGGCCUCGCGGCCUCGGUCCUGCUGCUCCUUGGGAUCCUGCUCUGCCGGGCUCGGCGCGACCACAGAGAAGCCCGAGAAGCAGCCCGGAGAAACAGAAUGAUGUGGACUUCUCCAGGGUUCCAGAGUUAAAACUCCGCCUGCCAGUGCAGGAGCUCGGGUCUGAUCCCUGGUUCCGGAAGAUCCCAGCUAAGCCUAUGUGCCCCAACGACUGAGCCCGCAUGCCCCCGCGCUCUGCAGCAGGGGAAGCCCUGGGCUGCAACUGGAGAGUAACCGCCACUCUUCACAACCAGAGAAAAGCCCGGGGGCAGCAGCAGUGAAGACCCAACACAGCCAAAAACAAAUAAAUAAAUACUUUUGUAUAUAAAACA
This is a messenger RNA of Bubalus bubalis (water buffalo), 1222 nucleotides long. Its product is annotated as leukocyte immunoglobulin-like receptor subfamily B member 4. Bases 168 to 983 code for a protein of 271 amino acids. Gene Ontology annotation, biological process: cytokine-mediated signaling pathway. Gene Ontology annotation, molecular function: inhibitory MHC class I receptor activity. The record is from RefSeq and is a predicted model, not a curated record. The transcript is spliced from 6 exons. NCBI's taxonomy places the organism in Eukaryota, Metazoa, Chordata, Mammalia, Artiodactyla, Bovidae.